UCCCUCUCCCAACGGAAACGCCCAACCGUGCGCCCUUUUCUGCCCUGAAAACAAAACGGUCGGAAAAUUGCAGAAAAAGGGGAAAAAGCAAACAAAAAUGGAUGGCAAUUCGUCUUCUCGGAAUUCCUCACUUUCAGGUCGGUUUCACGCCUCCUUAAAUGUUCUCAUCUGUUUGGUUACCCAGAAAAAACAAAAAGAAACUCAAGGAAAAUGGCAAUGGUGCGUUUAAAUUUAACGAGAAACGAAUUUCGGCAUCGUCUGCGUCGGGUGCACUUUAUCACUUUGGUACAAGUGGGAUCUCCGUCGCAGUCGCCACCGGCCUUACUCAUCCCCUAGAUGUGCUUAAAGUUAGGCUACAAAUGCAGCUUGUAGGUCAGAGGGGUCCUUUGAUUGGAAUGGGACCAUUAUUUGUUCAAGUAAUGAAAAAUGAAGGACCAAAGUCUCUAUAUCUAGGAUUGACACCUGCAUUGACUAGGUCUCUUCUAUAUGGAGGUUUACGUUUAGGCUUGUAUGAACCAUCAAAAUAUGCCUGUGAUUGGGCCUUUGGUUCCAACAAUAUCUUGUUUAAAAUUGCAUCCGGAGCAUUUGCCGGUGCCAUUUCAACUGCCCUCACCAAUCCUGUGGAAGUUCUGAAGGUGCGGCUACAGAUGAACUCAGAUUUGAGACAAAGAGGGCCAAUUGCAGAAAUGCGCAGAAUCGUCUCGAAAGAGGGAAUAGGUGCUCUUUGGAAAGGUGUUGGCCCUGCUUCAGUUAGAGCUGCUGCCUUGACUGCUUCACAGCUUGCAACAUAUGAUGAAUCCAAGCAGAUAUUGGUGAAUUGGACGCCUCUUGAAGAAGGAUUUUACCUGCAUCUUACCUCAAGUACAAUAGCUGGCUUGGUGAGCACCCUUAUUACAGCACCCAUUGACAUGGUUAAAACCCGUCUUAUGUUGCAACGAGAAAGUGUUGUAGGAAGCUAUAAAAAUGGAUUUCACUGUGCAUAUCAGGUUCUUCAUACAGAAGGCCCCAGAGGACUAUAUAAAGGGGGCUUUGCCAUUUUUGCAAGAUUGGGUCCACAAACUACGAUUACCUUUAUACUCUGUGAGAAACUGCGCAAGCUUGCAGGAUUGAAUGCAAUCUAGUGGUUCGGAUAGUUCAUAUUUAGCUACAAUAUUAGUUGUCUUUGAUGAUAUGGAAAAUGCUACAAAGCUGUCCUUCAUUGCCAACAAAGCCCAUUUUGAAGGAAGGUAUGAUUUUAAUCUAAAUUUGUGUUCAUUCUUUUGGUGAGUAAGAAUUCUUUUUUAUCAGUAUUCAAUAAGCAUAGGAAACCAAUUUUUUAGGUUUAGCCACACUUGGAAAUUGGCUAGAACUUUAUCAUUCAUAAAAUUGUUCAUCAAUCUGAUGAAUUGUUUGUAUAAUUACUUAUUCUUUUGCCCAUCAAAUCCUUUUUUCUUUUUUUUUUUUGGUUUUUAUGAUGGGGUUUGGCUAUAUAAUUAUGAAGCCAAUUUUGGUGUUUUUCUCA
Gossypium raimondii (Peruvian cotton) is the source of this 1501-nucleotide messenger RNA. RefSeq lists its product as uncharacterized. Bases 159 to 1121 code for a protein of 320 amino acids. The transcript has 9 exons. Lineage: Eukaryota; Viridiplantae; Streptophyta; Magnoliopsida; Malvales; Malvaceae. The record is from RefSeq and is a predicted model, not a curated record.